AUGGUCGGACUUCACGAAAUUAUUAAAAAACGCAUCCUAAACGCAAUAAAAACUGUAAAUGCACCUGGUGGCUGGAAGGUCGUAGUAGUAGAUGACCAUUCACUAAAGGUUAUUGAAUCUACGUGUAAGACCUUCGACAUUCUCGAAGAGAAAGUUACCUUGGUAGAAAACCUUCAAAAAACUCGCCAACCUAAUCCAAGUUUUGAUGCUGUUUACAUCAUUACUCCGUCACAUAAUUCUGUCGAAAAGGUGAUUGAGGACUUUACUAGACAAAAGCCUCCUUUAUAUGCGGGCGCUCAUAUAUUUUUCAUAUCUCCUCCUGAUGAUCCGAUCUUUCAAAGGUUGCGUUCUUCUUUACCUCCGAAUUUCUUAAAAUCAUUUGAAAUACUCUAUAUUGAUUUUCAUGUUCGAGAAUCACAAGUAUAUUCUUUCGAAUCUCCCUCAAGCUUCUUCAAAUUAUAUUCACCUGAAGAAAGUCCUUUGUUUGAUGGUGAACUGAGAAAACUUGCGAAGCAGCUCCUUUCCGUUUGUGUUUCAUUAGGUGAAGAAAACCCUUUAAUACGUUUUCAAAGGGGAAUUGAGUCAGAUCAUGCAACGAAAGAACUAUCUUUAAAAUUAGCUCAAUUAGUACAAGCCGAGUUCGAUGAACAUGCAAGAAAUAGAAAACGUCACUCACCUCCGCAAGAUAUACAACGUCCACGAGCUGUUUUAUUUAUUGUAGAUCGAUCCAUUGAUAUGUACACUCCAAUAUUACAUGAAUUUACUUACCAAGCUAUGGCAAAUGAUGUUUUGCAAAUUGAAAAUGGUCGAAAAUUUUCCUACAAUUAUACUGCACAAGAUGGUUCAACUGCAACAAAAGAUGCUAUCUUAGAUGAAUCUGACACUAUUUGGGUUGAUAUACGACAUAAACAUAUGAAAGAUUGUAUUGAUCAGCUUAAGAGUGAUUUAAAUAAAUUCUUAGAAGAAAACUCUACUAUUACUAACAAAGAUAAAGAAGCAAAUUUAAAUGAUAUGAAAAAAAUGCUGGCAACACUGCCUCAAUUUCAAGAUAUGAAGGAUAAGCGAGGACUUUACAUUCAUAUG
Molecule: messenger RNA, 1083 nt
Organism: Dentiscutata heterogama
Lineage: Eukaryota; Fungi; Glomeromycota; Glomeromycetes; Diversisporales; Gigasporaceae
Source: the annotation of a GenBank genome assembly